This is a messenger RNA of Pieris brassicae (large cabbage white), 991 nucleotides long. RefSeq lists its product as uncharacterized. Bases 158 to 697 code for a protein of 179 amino acids. The transcript has 2 exons. The record is from RefSeq and is a predicted model, not a curated record. NCBI's taxonomy places the organism in Eukaryota, Metazoa, Arthropoda, Insecta, Lepidoptera, Pieridae.
AAAUAAAAACGGCUUUUAGUUUAAUUAUUAGUCAUUACUAAUUUACGAUAUAAAACAGUUUAAGAUUUACCAAGUACUGUUAAAAUAGAAUUAAAAAAGAGUUAAAUGGUCGACUUUCCGUUCUAAGGUUUUGAUAACGACAGCAUUUCUAAGUUGUAUGGCUUAUUACAAGAAAACUCCUCUUAAACUCUACAUACAAGAUGUUUUUCGGGCCAAGCAAUCGGAGCAAAAUAAAUAUGUUUACGAAAUAUUUGGCAAAACAUUUAAAAAUGUGAUGUUACAUGGGGUGAUUACGUCGGUAUAUAAUGGUUCGACUAAAUCCAGUUAUAUUCAAUUAAGUGACGCUACAGCUAAUAUACAAGUCUACUGCAAUAAUGAGAGAAAUAAUACUAAAUUACCACCUAAUUGCAUAGAGGAGCUUGAGGAACUUUAUGUUAAAAAUUAUAAAAUUGGAGAUAGGAGGCUUAGAACAGAGUCUUUUAUGUUAGAAAAAAUUAAAGAAAAAGAAAAAAACAAAAUGACAUUUAAAAAAGGAGAUUUUGUAAGCAUAAUUGGAGAUAUAUUUGUUGAUAAUUUAAAAGAUGAAAGAAUGAUAGCGGCAUAUGAAUGGUAUAUUACAAGCAUAGAAAGAGAUCUUAUUUGGAUGGAAGAAAUGAUAUAUUUAUAUAAUAACUGUUAUAAUAAAAACCCCAAUUGAGAGUAUGUUUUGUUACAAUAAAGUUGGUUUUAAGUUUCUAAAAUUUCAAUUAUUAUGGUGGUGGUUUGUAGGGCUCCAGUAUCAAGAUAUUCAAGCUGUUAUUGUUAUAUAUUGCUGGACAUAAGAGUUUCUGUAAGUUUGCUUAUGUGGGAAGCAUAUAGGUAAAUACUUUGCUACGUAAACCCUUUUACAAUUAUUCUGUAACAAUAACACGGGUCAACAUGAAAUUUGACUAUGAUUGCAAAGCAUUAAAUUUCUGUAGUUUAGGUCGUAAUAAGACGGAAAAAAUAUAUG